Paramuricea clavata is the source of this 770-nucleotide messenger RNA. The record is from the annotation of a GenBank genome assembly. Lineage: Eukaryota; Metazoa; Cnidaria; Anthozoa; Malacalcyonacea; Plexauridae.
AUGAGUGAUUGCAAGCCUAUGGCAACUCCUGGAGAAGUCAAUCUCAAGUUAGUUAAAGCCAGCGGAGAGUACGAAUUAGUUAAUCCGAAGUUAUAUCGAAGUCUAGUUGGAUCCCUUCUAUACAUUGGGAAACAAACACGUCCUGACAUUCUUCAUAUUGUCAACCAAUUGUCGAGAUUUCUUGAAAAUCCCGAUACAGUAUGUCGCAUUGGAAAGCAGCAAAACACGUCUUAAGAUAUCUUAAAGGUACAAUUAAUCUACGAUUAACCUUUCUUAAGAAUUCCAACGUUAAACUUAUGGGUGAUUCAGAUGCAGACUGGAGUGGUGACCUGAACGAUCGAAGAUCAACAAGUGGCUACUACUUCAAAUUUGAAGGCGAUGGUGGAGCUAUAAGCUGGGAAGUAAAGAAACAGGCGACUGUUGCGUUAUCAUCUACAGAAGCAGAAUAUCAAGCUAUGGCGGCAGCAGUGCAAGAAGCAAUCUACCUUAGAGCACUAAUGAAAGAUUUUGGUUAUCCUAUGAAAGAACCAAUCGAUAUUGGAGAAGAUAAUCAGUCGUGUAUCAAGAUGUGUCAUAAUCCAGUAGUGCACAAACGAUCGAAACACAACGAUACAAAAUUACAUUUUAUCCGAGAAAGAGUUGAAAACGAAGAAGUAGGAAUCCACUACAUCCCAACUGAAGAGAUGACAGCAGACAUUUUAACAAAGUCUUUACCGGGUGUUAAAGUAGAGAAACAUCGUUGUGUUUUAUUAGGGGACUUAUCCAAGUAA